Messenger RNA from Tuber aestivum (summer truffle), 4301 nucleotides. The record is from the annotation of a GenBank genome assembly. NCBI's taxonomy places the organism in Eukaryota, Fungi, Ascomycota, Pezizomycetes, Pezizales, Tuberaceae.
ACCACCCCCUUCGUCUACUCACUCCCCGCGGUCUCGGUCUCCUCUGUCUCUCUCCCCUCUCUCCCUCCCUCUCGGUGUCUGUCUGUAUCCACCUGUUCGGUUUCGUUCGUCACUCCAUUUCCCUCAUUCCCACCAUUCUUCCCCCUUCAGUCGGUCGGCCGGCCCUCCUCCACCCCAAAUCAAAACCCAGAAAUUCGAGCUGGCCAGAGAGAACCAAUCAGGUAAGCUCAUUUGACCCCUCUGUUGCGUAUCCCUCUCAUUGUCCCUCCGUCUGCUUGCCAACGCCCACUUUGUUGAUGUAGCCUACGUUGUACGUGCCUGGCCUCCCCUACAGUUGUGUCCGGCAACUCAUUUCGCCCCGCAAGUCCUGCUCCAGAUAACCCACAGUGGGGAGAUCGGGGAAAUCCCGGACGAUAGAAUAGAGGGAUAGGAGAAAUCAGGAACCCAACUGCCCUACCCCAAAGUAUGUAUCCACCAAGUCUCCAUGGAACAUGAUUGUCACCGAAAGGAUGGCUCUAAAAAAUCAAAAGCCCACAGAUCCCCUCUGAGUCCUCAAGUUGCCCGUGUCCUGCUCAAUUUGCCUUCAAGGAGCCUUGUGGCCGUCACAGUUUCUUAACUAAGCCGACCCACCCUCUAACGCCGCACGCACUGCAACCAUUUCCCCCCUCUCAGCCGCCUCGCGCCUGGCUACUUAUCUUUCAUCAGGCCAACUUACUACCACCUCUCCUCUCCCAUCCACCCCUCUUUCGUGGCUUCACCUGCCCACGCGCAACGUACCCUCGCCUGAUAUAGGUGCGGCUUGAGAUUUCUUUGGCCUUUCCCUUCAAACGUUUACCAUCUGCCGACCCUGCUACGACCAACCACCUCUCACCGGUUUCGAUUUAUUUCCCCGAAUUCAGGCAAGGGUUGCUACAAGACUUCAAUUGCAGGCUAUCACCAUAGACUACCCUUUACGUACAAACCAGCUAUCACUUACAAACCGCCCACCCUCUGGUCUUCCGGAACACUGCACCAAUGACAAAUAGUGGAGUCGCGACAGACGAUCUAGGGGCCAAGUCCCCCUCGAGGACACCUCCUCAGUCGAUUGCCCGGGGAAGUGACAAGGACGAUAACAACGUUACCCACGGACAAGAUAUGGACUCACUUGAGCCCACACACAAGGAGACGGAAAUUGCGGAUGAUGGAGACUCCGGGUCUCUCUCGGGAUCUAGUGACAACGAGCAAGUUCGGGAAAGGCUUAAAAAAACCUAUAUUGCGAAUGUGCUGCCCGAGUCUGCAGCUGGUAGCGAGAGUCAGAGGGAGGAUGGAGAACACAAGGCUACUGACAGUGCUGCUGUCUCCGAAACCGACCAAGAGAUGGGGGAAGAAAGACCUCGACGGCCAAGGAAGCGAAGCAUUGAGGAAACGGAUCCCAGCGAAGAUGUCAAUAUGGGGAAUGAGGGGCAUGGGAGGGAGGCAGACUCAAGGCACAGGGUUCAUGAGAGAAAGAGGAGCAGAGAAAUCUCGGAUGAUGAUAUGGCAAGGGCUGCCAGAGCUCUCAACAGGGUGAAAACGCCACCAACCCAUCCGGAAGAGGACGAGAUUAUGGGCCAUAACGAUGGCCUACACUCCGCAAGCUCGGCCAUGGCUAGCCCACGGAAGCUAGAGCGAAAGAGGAGCAGAAAUAGGUUCGAUGAGGAUGAUAAGGACAAAGAUGCCGAUCGUAGGAAAAAGAUGGUGGCAGAACGUAAGGAGGAGAGGGAUUCCGGGACGAAUGCGGAUACUGCUACGCCAUCAAAUGAGCUGACGAACGGCAAAGCCCUCGGCAAGCCAGAGGUCGCCAGAAUGAGUUCUACCGAAGCUGACCCAAAACCUGAAUCUAAGGUAUUUAUAUGUCACAGGGUCAGUCCUACAGUAUUAGCCUACUUGUACUGACAUAUCACCAAAGAUUUUAGCUGGCUGUGGGUUCGGCAACACAUCCUCCAAAUCACCCUUCGCAACAUCCUCCGCAGGCUCUAAACCAUUGUUCGGGGGCUCGGGGUCAUCUGAUAAGUUCAAAAAGUCAGCUUUCGGGACAAUGUCCGGCUCAGCAGCAUCUCCCUUCGCUACCCUUGGGUCUGCACCUCACCCAUCGAGCCCAUUUGGUGUCUUAGGCAGUACCACCACAAAUCCCUCGGCAUUUUCAUCUGGCUUUGGGAACUCCUAUGGUCCCUCUGGAUUCGGGUCUCUGGGUGGCAAAGCUGGGGAUGUUAUUUCCUCGGCUCCUAAGCUCUCAGGACCUCUCGGUGGGACAGCAGCAAGGCCGUUCGGAGCUCCGGACGACGACGAUGAGAAGACGGAUGACGAAAAUGGUGAGGGAAGUGGUGUAGAUUUGGAGGCGCAUAAGGAGGCCUCUUCCGGAAAGGAGACUUUCACCCAACAAGAAAGUAGGUCCAUUAUUCAGCGCCCUCGUAUCACAAUGCCCCCGUUCGUUACCUUGUUACGUUUACCCAUGGUUACGGGCCCCUGUUCAAUACUGACUCGUAAGCAGUUGCUACUGGAGAGGAGGGUGAAAUCACAGUUUUCAAAUGUCCGGGAAAAAUCUUUUCAUUUGAUAAGGAAAACAAAGUUUGGAAGGAGCGGGGAAAGGGUACCUUCAAACUCAACACCAAAGGCUCAAAGCCUUCUACUUCGGCGAGCGCAUUUGGAUUGGAUGAUGCCCCGUCCGUCUCUGUGACCGAGGGGAAGAAGAGUGCGAGGAUACUUAUGAGAACCGACGGGACUUACACUUUGAUUCUUAAUGUGCCCAUCUUCAAAGGAAUGAUAUUUGGGGACCAUGCCGGAAACAAACCCUCGGGCAACCAGUUCCUUCUUCUGAUUCCAAAUUCAAGCGGAGGCUUAGACUCUAUGACAUUAAAGGUAUCCCCAGUCCCUUGAGCAUUUGCUAAUGCCCUCUCUGAUUCGCUCUAUGAAUAGCUUAAAUCGGCUGCACACGCAAAAGAGCUUUAUGACCACGUGAGAAAUCUACACGAAGAGCUUUUCUCGUGAGAUCAUUACACCAUCACUUCGUCAAAGACAUGACAUGGAGUCGCCAGUUCCACAAACUAUACGACUUGCAUAUCACGCUCUUCGAGGAUCGUAUGAUGGGAGAGUUAAGCCCUUCAAUUUUAGCUAUGUGUAGUUGUUUUUAUUUUUUCGUUCUACCCUUUAUUCCCCUUGUUUCAUCUCUUUCUUUUUUAACUCUUCUCCUCGAGUGGGAAAACUUUCUUUUUAUAUCGCUUCCUGAUAGUUGUUUUUUACCCCUUGUAUACCUCAUCUGAGUAUGAGUAGUACAUACUUUCACCACUGCUACUUUCUCUUGUCGAGGGAGAGAUAUAGAGGGAGAGGGGAGAGGAAGGUACUAUGGUGGAGUUGGUCAGGUUAACGGAAAGGUCUGUCGGGGUGGGAUUCUCACCGGUUUAUUUCUAUACCAUUCUCGUAUGAUUUCUUUUUUCAUCUUCAUCCUUCUCUUCACCCUCUAGUCCCCUCAUCUCCCUGACUCUUUCUCCCUUUCUCAUCUUUGCCCAGAGACUUAUGGUGCCAACUCGAUUCCCAUCCUCCAUUCAUCCGUCCGUCCACCCAUCCAUUCCAUACGGACCGGAGCCGAGUUCAUGUGUUUGGGUAGUCCCGGGGUGUUUUAAUCUUACCGUGCCCACCUAUUCUUUUUAACUUCUUCCUUCGGUUCCCUGCUCUGCUUUUCCUACCUCCCACUUGCAUAUCGUUUAAAUAUUUCUCCUUAUUUUUCUUCUCCCUUCCUUCUAAAAAGGGACCCCACCAGGGGAGGAGGCGGAUUUGCUCUUGUUAGAAUCAUGCGCUUGCUUGCUUGGCUUUACCUGGUCUCGGUGAGUUGGGCUAGGGAUUAAAAAGUGAAUAAAAAAUAAAAAGUAAAAGAAAAGGAGGGGGGGGGGCUCCAUCGCGCGGGAGGUGGAAUGGCUGGGGGAUCUUGAACGGAAGUUUUUCCCCACAAAUAUUGGGGUGGUAUUGUUGUCAUUGAGAAAGCAUUUAUAAAUCUUGUCUCCCCCCUUUUCCUUUGCUGCUCUCCUCCGGACCAUUUCUUUCCUUUAUCUCUAAACCGAAUAUAACCACUUGUAUAGCCUAGCCUGCGCUUUUUUUUUCUCCCCUACGAUAACUAGUAAUCCGCAUGCAUACAUCCCCUUUUAUGUUAUCCUUUGUGCUCGUUUUUCGGCUUUCUUCGUUUCCCCUCGAUUUCCUAGCUACUUGGUUCACUUUACCUCGCGUGGGUGUUUUGGUGAGGCGAGGUGAGGCAGGGUGAAUAACUUAGAAUAGUAAUUCUUGUUCAAAAG